Aureobasidium namibiae CBS 147.97 is the source of this 750-nucleotide messenger RNA. Its product is annotated as ran binding protein in the microtubule-organising centre. Bases 1 to 750 code for a protein of 249 amino acids. Gene Ontology annotation, biological process: proteasome-mediated ubiquitin-dependent protein catabolic process. NCBI's taxonomy places the organism in Eukaryota, Fungi, Ascomycota, Dothideomycetes, Dothideales, Saccotheciaceae. Gene Ontology annotation, molecular function: protein binding. The record is from RefSeq and is a predicted model, not a curated record. Gene Ontology annotation, cellular component: cytoplasm; nucleus. The transcript is spliced from 4 exons.
AUGAGCUCUUCUCUUUUUCCACCACCUCCGUCCUUGCGGCAUCCAUUUGAUCGCCGUGUGGACGAGGUCAAGCCCUCCAAAGCAGACUUGAACUUCCUCAUCAUGGACUAUUUGAUCAAUGAAGGCUAUCCUGACGCUGCCAUGAACUUCGCCAAAGAAGCAAGCAUCGUUCCAUCGGCCGACGGUGAAGCCAUCCAAGAAAGAGUAGACAUCCGUAACGCCAUCCAUACCGGUGACAUGCAGCUUGCCAUUGAGCGCAUCAAUGAACUCAAUCCACAGAUUCUUGACAAUGACCCGACUCUGCACUUCCAGUUGUUACGCCUGCAGCUGAUCGAACUUAUUCGUGAAAUCGUGAAUGCGCCGGGUCCUCCAUCACAGACUGCCUUCACGCCUGCUCUCGAGUUUGCGACUUCACAACUCGCUCCACGGGCCCCAACUUCGCCUGCCUUCUUGCAAGAUCUUGAACGCACAAUGGCCCUGUUGAUCUUCCCGUCGGACAAGCUCACCCCUCAACUCAAACAACUUCUCGAUCUCAGUUUGAGACAGACAGUGGCUAGUCAUGUCAAUGAAGCCAUCCUGUCUUCUCAAGGCCAGAGACGUGAGGCGCGCAUACGCAAUCUUGUUCGCCUCAGAGCAUGGGCCGAGCAGAGGGCGCGUGAGACCAAGAGCUCCGAGUUGCCUGAAAAGAUCAGCUUGGGCUUGGACACUCAACCCGACGACUAUAUCAACGGCGAGGCUAUGAUUACGUGA